Molecule: messenger RNA, 716 nt
Organism: Daktulosphaira vitifoliae (grape phylloxera)
Lineage: Eukaryota; Metazoa; Arthropoda; Insecta; Hemiptera; Phylloxeridae
Exons: 4
Coding region: 28-633 (201 amino acids)
Source: RefSeq, a predicted model, not a curated record
AAUUAGAAUUGACAUUUUUCCAGUAACAUGUUUGAAUCAAAAUAUUAUAGUUUAUUUAUAAUCAUUUUUGUUGCAUUUAUUAUGACGAUAAAAAAUAUACGCAAUGAACAACUUUUUCGACCUAAUCUUCCAGCUGGUGAAUAUAAAUUGAAGAUAAUAGCAGCUUUUAAUUGUAAUACAAGUAAAAAUUAUUUGAUUGAUAUAAACCUGCACGUUUCAAAAGUUUCAAAUACGAAAGUAAUAUUGACUGGAAAUAUCAACUAUACGGUUCCAUUUGACGAUUCUUUAAAUUCAAAUAUCAACAUGGCUGUUUUUAACAAAAUAGGAGGAUGGACAAAUAACGCGUUCGUUUAUACUACAAAAAAAGCAUGUAGCACCACUAAAUUUAUGUUAAGAGAUGGAUGGAAACUUACUUUGGAUAGUAUGAACAUUAGUAAUUAUAAUUGUCCUAUAAAACCUGGAAAAUAUGAAAUGACUAGAUUAGAUCCACAUGAAUUAUUCCAGAAAAUAUUAAGGGCUAAAGAUUUUUUUUAUGGUACAUACAAGGUUCAGUACUUUAUAACGAAUAACAAAAAUAUAGAAAUUGGAUGUUUAAUUGUUAUCUUAGAUAUACUUAGACUGUGGGAGAAUUAAAUGUAUUCCGACAUAUCAAAAAAUGUAUUAUUCCAGUUAUUUAUAACACAUAUGUUGAUUCAUUCAGGAUAACAUUCAUUUUC